AUGUCUGUCCAAGCUGUGAAGACCACCACCUUCUCCACGCGCUCAUCCAGGGGACCCUCCCAGAGCUUUAGCAGCCGAUCAUUUUCCGGCUAUGGAGGUAAUGCCUGCAACAGAGUGGUCCCCAGGCAAAGCUACGCGGUCAGGAGUUCGUACGGAGGCGGCAUGGCAGGUGGCAUGGGUGGGGCGGCAGGUGUGGGUGGGUUUAAGGUAGCAGGGGGAUACAUAGCAGGGGGUAAAGGGUCUGCAGGUGGAGGGGCAGUAGAGUUUGGUUAUGUGGGAUUCGGAGGUGGCAUGGGAGGGGGGAUGAUGCACGACAUGCAGCCCGCGCCCAUCACGGCGGUCACGGUCAACAAGAGCCUACUCGCGCCCCUCAACCUGGAGAUAGACCCCACCAUCCAAGCGGUCCGCACGCAAGAGAAGGAGCAGAUCAAGACGCUCAACAACCGCUUUGCAACGUUCAUCGAUAAGGUGAGGUUUUUGGAGCAGCAGAACAAAAUGCUGGAGACCAAAUGGAAACUGCUCCAGGAGCAGACCACAACUCGUUCAAACGUGGACUCUAUGUUUGAGGCCUACAUCGCUAACCUGAAGAAGCAGCUGGACGGCCUGGGCCACGAGAAGCACAAGCUAGAAUCCGACCUGAAUCACAUGACCGGGCUCGUCGAGGACUACAAGAACAAGUAUGAGGAGGAAAUCAACAAGCGCAACGACGCAGAGAAUUCUUUCGUCCUGGUUAAGAAGGACACAGACGCAGCCUACAUGGUCAAAGUGGAGUUGGAGGCCAAACUGGACGCCCUGUCAGACGAAAUUGAAUUCCUCCGACAGCUCUAUGAUACCGAACUCAACGAGCUCCAGAGCCAGAUCAAAGACACGUCCGUCAUUGUGGAGAUGGACAACAGUCGUAACCUGGACAUGGACGCCAUCGUGGCUGAAGUCAGAGCUCAGUAUGAAGACAUCGCCAACAGGAGCAGAGCCGAAGCAGAAACAUGGUACCAGACCAAGUAUGCAGAAAUGCAGCAGUCCGUGGGGAAAUACGGAGAUGAUGUGAAAUCCACCAAAGCCGAGAUUGCAAAUAUGAACAGGAGAAUCAUGAGGCUGCAGUCUGAGAUUGAGAUGGCAAAACAACAGAGAGCCAACCUCGAGGCGCAGAUUGCCGAGGCUGAGGAGCGCGGAGAGAUUGCGGUGAAAGACGCCAGACAGAGGAUCCGGGAUUUGGAGGAGGCCCUGCAGAGAGCCAAGCAGGACAUGGCCAACCAGGUCCGACAGUACCAGGAGCUCAUGAACGUCAAACUGGCCCUGGACAUUGAGAUCGCCACCUAUAGGAAGCUGCUGGAAGGAGAGGAGAGCAGGUUGGCUACAGGGAUCAAAACCAGCAUUUCCAAGCAGACAUCUAUGAACUACAACGCCUACGGCCUGGAGAGCUCGCGCACUCCGUCCUACGUGUCCUGUUCCUUUGGAGGAAUGAAGGCGAGUGUGGGCCCCGUCAUUUCUGCUGAGGGUCCCAUCGUGAAGAGCACCGUGACCAAAAGCGAGACGGUGACGGUAAAAAGCGAGGCCUCCGCGGUUGCACAACAGAAAGAGACAGAGCCACAGGAGCAGCUGGAGGUGGAGGUCAAACCCGAGGUUACCCCAGAGGAGAAGAAGGAGCAGGAGCAGGAGAAGGUGGAUGUGGAACCAGCAGCUGAAUAG
Knipowitschia caucasica is the source of this 1686-nucleotide messenger RNA. The record is from the annotation of a GenBank genome assembly. Lineage: Eukaryota; Metazoa; Chordata; Actinopteri; Gobiiformes; Gobiidae.